Labeo rohita (rohu) is the source of this 1612-nucleotide messenger RNA. RefSeq lists its product as uncharacterized. The transcript has 6 exons. Lineage: Eukaryota; Metazoa; Chordata; Actinopteri; Cypriniformes; Cyprinidae. The record is from RefSeq and is a predicted model, not a curated record. The coding region runs from base 241 to 969 and encodes 242 amino acids.
UAUAAACGCAGUUAAACAAACCUCCAAAGGCUUUUUGGUGAUAUCAGUGUGUACAGCCUCUAUACCAUCGCUCAACAGAGCCAGAAAACUAGUUUGACAGAAUAUUUUAUCUAAAAAAUGGUGAAAUGUUUUACAAUAACGCACCUGUGUGUCAUGUGAUCACAUGACUGACUGUACGUCAUCGACGUCCAACUUUCAUUUUAAGUGCUUUAUGGGAAUGAAAACUCCUGCGUUCUGAAAAUGGGAUGUUGUUUCUCCUCUCCCGAUGAAGACGCUGAGAGACAACAUUUGCUUCAGUCCAACAACAAAAGACAAACUGAAUCUGCAAGAUCACCAGCAGCUAAAGAAUCUGCAAGACCACCACGACCAGCAGCUACUGCAGAUGUAACGUUAGACCAGAAGAACGGCAGGUUUAUUGCUCGUCGUGUUGGUGUUCCCGGUCUCGAUGAGCGUUUCACUGACGUUGCUGAUACGUUCAACACACAGCAAGAACACUAUGAAACGAUGAAGAACAAGCUUCAGACUCUUGCAAGCCGCUACCACUGCCCAAAUAACGACAGUCUGUCUGAAUGCCUGAAGAAAAUCAAGGAAAAUCAUGAGCUCUGCCACAUCAGUCUGGAGGUGAAAGGAUACGACUUCAUUCUGAAGGUGAGAUCCGAGGCCGAAAUCUCCAGCGAACUGAAGCGGACGCAGGAGAACGUCACCGAGCUGAGCCGAGCCACCAAAUCCGUCAUCUCUGUAAGCACUAAACUCCACGAGAUGAUCGACUGGCUCCUUAAGGCCGAGGACAGCAUGAUCAGUCAGAUCGAAGCUGCUGAAUCCAGACACCAGGAGCAGAAGAGGCUUCUGGACAACCUGAAGGAAAACCUCAAAGAGGCUCGAAGAGCCAAAGAACUGAGUCCGAAGUACAGGAAAGAGGCUGGAAAUCUCCUCAAUGAGGCUGCACAGCUGUCUGGGAUCACACCAUGAACUGAGUUUAUCUCUUAAUAUUAUGAAGGAUUUUAAAAUGUUAAACAGUGAGAAGAAGACUUAUUAUAUCCCAUAAGUGGGAAAUUGCAGUGUUGCAGCUGCAAAAAACACAGUAGCUGUACAAAUAUACAAUAUACAUAAAAUUAUAUUAGAAUUAUAUUAUAACAUGUAUGUAUUAUAGUACAUUAAACCUGACUAGAGCAGUAGCGCAAGUUGCCUAAUGAAUAAUAUUGUCUUGACUGAUGAAGGACUAUCGUAUUUGUUUUUCAGUAUUUAAAUGUUAUUAAAGAUCCAUAAAUUUGUCCAAUAUAAUCUUUUUUAAAAUAUGCAUGGACAUAAUAAGAAAAAAAUGUAGUGUCUUGAUAAUUAUAAAACUCCCCUGUUUGAGAACAAACAUUGGAAGACAUAAUGAAGGGAUUUAUUAUUAUUUGAGCUCUUUGGUGUAUUUACUCAUGUGUAUUUUAGUUUCUGAAAGCACUUAAUACUUCAGAAUUGGCCUUGUACUGUGAAAAGGAGUAUAUAUGAAUACUGAUCCUGAAUCUUGAAAACUCUGCCUUUUUAACUGCCUUCUAUGGCUUAUAUGUUGUGAAUGAAUAAUAGAAUUAUUUUAGAAUGAUUGUUAAAUAAACAUUAUUUAACCUUU